Messenger RNA from Photinus pyralis (common eastern firefly), 3079 nucleotides. Its product is annotated as aminopeptidase N. Lineage: Eukaryota; Metazoa; Arthropoda; Insecta; Coleoptera; Lampyridae. Gene Ontology annotation, molecular function: peptide binding; metalloaminopeptidase activity; zinc ion binding. Gene Ontology annotation, cellular component: cytoplasm. The transcript is spliced from 14 exons. The record is from RefSeq and is a predicted model, not a curated record. Gene Ontology annotation, biological process: proteolysis; peptide catabolic process. The coding region runs from base 180 to 3017 and encodes 945 amino acids.
GAUAUACAGUUUGCGCAAGAGGAAAAUAACUUUACUCUUCGUUUGAUAUUCAAAUAGGUAUUAAAGUAAAUAAAUUUCAGUUAGUGCUUAUACAGAUGCAAUCAGUGCAAUAAAAGUUGUGGCCAAGAAAGGAAAUAAGCUUAUGUGUGUUAUUGAGACACAUUAUCCACUAAUUGAAGAUGGCCGCAAAGGCUUUGACUGUAACACUCUUUCUCCUUUGCUUAGUUCGGAUUAGUCUGGAACAUUCCUUAUUGAAAAGGAGUAUUGACUUAAUCGCAUCCCACAGUUUAAUAGUAGAUUCUAGGUUGCCCAGAGAAAUAGCACCUAACAGUUAUACAAUAGAACUCCACCCCUUUCCCGAAGAAGGCUACUUUAAGGGUAAAGUAAAAAUUAAUUUGACGUGGCACGAACCCGCUAACAAAAUUACACUACACGCACAUGAGGAUUUGGUCAUUGAACAUUCGGAAGUGAAAGUUACGCAGAUCGUUCCUGACGAUGAGAGGCUGAGGUCUUUAACUGCACCUUUUGAGCCAACAGACGUUAAAGUUACAAGGAGCGAAGUGGUUCCAAAGAAACCGUUGUACGUUAUUCACUUGGACAAGCAAUUGAAGACAGGCGCUCAGUGCACAGUGGACAUAACGUAUUCGGGCAAAUUGUACAAUGAUACCAGCGGUGGACUGUUCCGUACCAACUAUAUAAACACUCAUACUGGGCGGAAAGAAUGGCUUGUCGCGUCUCAAUUGCGACCAAACCUAGCAAGGAAGGUGUUCCCUUGCUUCGAUGAGCCGGCGUUUAAAGCUACUUUUCUAGUCAGCAUUGUUCGAAGCAAUUUAGUAAAGUCCUUAUCAAACAUGCCGUUAUCAAAAAGCGAAGAAUUACACAACUGUGAGUUGGUAAGGGACUAUUUUGAAGAGAGCCCUCCAAUGUCAACUUUUACAUUUGGUGUACUGCUGGCUAACUUUGUUUCAAUAACUGUUAACAAAACCGACGGACAAUCUAACCCCGAUACCGAAAUCAAUGUUUGGGCAACUCCCGAUUUCAUAGGAGCAGUGCAAAACGCAACUGAAAAGAUUUACACAUCCUUGAAAGCCUUGGAGAAGCUUUGGGACUUUAAAUUUCCAUUACCAAAAUUGGAUUGUGUCGCGUUACCUAAUUAUCAGGGAACAAGGCCCGCAGAUAACUGGGGGCUAAUUUUCUUCAAGGAGAGCGAAUUGAGUAGUAAAGGCUCUUGGUUGAUUACGCAUGAACUUGUGUAUCAAUGGUUAGGGGCUUUGGCAACUCCAUUCUGGUGGAGUGACGCGCACAUAAAUAACGCUUUAGCUCGAUACAUUACGUCUUAUAUCACUUUACAGGUAAGUGAUGGAAAAGAGACAUUCCACAACUGGCCAAUGACUAUGUUGUAUUCCAUUUACUACGAAUUUAGUAAGCGUUAUCCUCACGGCAAAGUAAUGGCAAUUAAGCAAGACUCCAGCUCGACGAAAACAGAAAUGAUAUUUCGAAUGUUAAACUACACACUUGGAGAGACAACAUUUAACAACGGCUUGAAACGCUUUAUGGCCGAUAGGCAGUACAGAACGUUUUUCGGGGACGAUGUUUGGUCAUCGAUAACAGAGCAAGCUCGUAUUGACGGAAAGUUAGACGAAUCGAUUAGCGCCAAUGAGAUUGCAGGAUCCUGGAUUUCAAGAGAUAGAUUACCUGUACUGAACAUCCAAAGAAGUACCAAUGGAACCAGUGCCACAAUAACUCAGCGCGUUUAUCUAAGAGAACGUCCGCAUGAUGUCCCCGAUCAAGAUAAACUAUUGUGGUGGAUACCUAUCGUCUUAGUCACACAAGACAAGUUAAAUUUCACAAACACCUUCCCCGUAAUGUGGAUGAAGAGGGAGAGGGAGGUUUCACUUUCUGAUCUUCCCAGCGUAGACAAAUUUAUUAUAGUCAAUCCCGAAGAAAUUGGCCCAUUUCCGGUAAAUUACGACGUUGCCAACUGGGACCUUCUCUCCAAAUAUCUGCAAACUGGCGAGAGGAAUAACAUCCCCGUCAAUACAAGGGCGAAAUUAUUGCACGACGCUUGGAACUUGGCUUACGCUGGCGAGCUAAGUUUUAGUACAGCUUUAGAUAUGACGCUGUUUCUCAAAUACGAACGUGAAUAUAUAGCUUGGGAUCCCAUUUUUACUAUGAUUGAUCAUAUUGGAAGGCACAUAGAUGGAUCAAACGUUCACAAAAAAUUCCUGAUGUAUGUCAGGAUGCUGCUUACGCCACUUUAUGAAGAGCUGGGAACCGAAGCACAAGAGGGUGAAAAUGAAGGAAGAGCAAAUCUCAGGAGUUCUGCCAAAGUAUUCCUUUGUCAGGCCGGUUAUAAGCCUUGCAUAGAGGAAGCGCAACACGCCUUUGACAAGUGGAUGGAAGCAGAGAAUCCAGAUGAAGGAAACCCGGUUGCUAAUCAAUAUAUUUGUCCCGUUUUCAAAUGGGGCUCUAAAGAGGAAUGGGAAUUUGGGCUACAACGUGUCAUUAACUUCCCUCCGAGCCGGAAACAAAGUGAAAGAACAUACCUACUAAAAACCUUGGCUGGCUGUCCAAUAGACUCGUGGAAAAUUGAAAAAAUACUAAACAUAACAAUUUUGGAGAAAAACGGGAAUUUCACUGAUAAUGAUAUUUAUUUAAUAUUCAGCAUGCUUACUGGUAGCUCUAGUGGGUACACCACUCUGUUCAACUACUUAACUAAAAAUUGGAACGGACUCAAAAACGCUUUUGAGAAUAAACCUCAGCUGUGGAACAGUCUCAUCACAUCAUCGACUUCGGUGUUCAAAACGCAAGAGGGCUUAGAUAUGGUUACCAAAUUGUACAAAGAGAAACAAAAUGAUUUAGGAACAGCCGACUUUGUGAUUACUAAAGCAAUAAAAAAUAUAAAAGAAGAAGCCAAAUGGAGCAAUGACAAUUUACCGGUCAUUGAAAGCUGGUUGCAAAAGUAUUUAAAUUUAGAGAAAAAUGGAUCCGGCGACGAAGGAAGUAAAUUUUUGUAGAAUUAUGAAUAGUUAGGACGUAUUUAUUCUGUAAUUAGUGGAAAAUAAAAAUUUAGUUUAUA